Molecule: messenger RNA, 1160 nt
Organism: Planococcus citri (citrus mealybug)
Lineage: Eukaryota; Metazoa; Arthropoda; Insecta; Hemiptera; Pseudococcidae
Product: ferritin light chain-like
Exons: 7
Coding region: 216-917 (233 amino acids)
Biological process (GO): intracellular iron ion homeostasis; iron ion transport
Cellular component (GO): cytoplasm
Molecular function (GO): ferrous iron binding; ferric iron binding
Source: RefSeq, a predicted model, not a curated record
UAUCUCUCGAAAUGAGCAGUGGAGUUUGAUUUAUUCUUCAUAUUUUAUUUCAGAUGUAGUUAUUCAUUUGUUAAUUGAAGUUUUUCUUUUCAAGUAUUAACAUUACACCUUCUGCGCCAGUGUGUGUAAAGGUGGUACAACGUUCGUAAAUUUUUCUAAAAAUUCGAUCACUCUGGUUCUUUGUUCAGUCAUAAUUCAUCUCAGCGACGAUCAAAAUGUUCAAGUCAAUCGUUAGUGUUUUCUUGGUUUUCACCGUUGUUAUCUCUAGCAGUUCAGCUGCUGAAUUCUGUUACAGCGAAAUUGUCAGCGCUUGCAGCUUGGCUGGUGGCGAAACCCAAAACUGUACUGCGAAAUAUGGUGCUGCUCAUACGGUGCUAAAAGAUCUUCAAAAUUAUGCUAAUCUUCAUAUCACCCGGAAUUGGCAGUUCAUGUUGAUGUCUUCUCAUUUUAACAACUACGUUAAGAACCGUGAAGGAUUCGGCAAGCUUUACAAAAAAUAUUCCGACAAAUCUUGGGAAGACACGAUCGAAUUAAUUAAAUACAUGGCUAAAAGAGGAGGUGCCCAUGAUUUCAAGUACAGAAAAGAAAUGCCCAGCGAAAUUCUUUCGAAUACUUUGGUUUGGGGAACUCCUGUUUUGGAAUUGGAUGAAUUACCGAGUUUGGCUAAAGCAUUGGGUAUGUGGAAAACUGUCGCCGAAGAAGCUCAUUAUAUUCAUGGAGAAAUCAUCAACCACAGACAAGGUUACCAUGAUCCCGAAACUUCUUCGUACCUUGAAAAAGAAUUCGUCCACGAUCACGCCAAAAUUAUUCGAGAACUCGCCGGGCACACCAACGAUUUGAAACGGUUGGUUCAUGAAACUCCAGAUAGCAGUUUGGCUGUAUUCUUAUUCGAUAAUUACUUACAAAAAUCCGCUUAACUGUAACGAUCAAAUUAGUCCAUAUUAUUUGUGUUUCACACCAUUUUUUAUUUUCUUCCUUAUUUUACCCUGGCGCAUUUCUUAUUGGUAUUUAUAGAACAGAAAUGUCGCGUAUAUUUGAACCAUUUUCUAUAAUUAAUGUUCUUUCUUUUUUGAUGUUUAAUUACUCGAGUGUGAUUUAUAUACUUAGUUUUUAUAUUGAAAUUAUAAGGUGAUUAGUGCCAUAAAUGUUCAACUAUGAAA